ACGAGUGUAUGCGUCGGUCUUAUCCGCGAUGACAUCAUAAUGUCAUGGUUUGUGACGUCAUCGCAACCAACGAUCAGAAAUCCAUGAAACAAAAACACCAAGCAUUUCGACUUUUGACGUUUCAAAGUAAAGGACAGCGAGAUGGCGCUUAAUGGCUUUGUGUUUAUAUAUAUUGUAUCCUUUCUUGCUAUGGAGGAUUCCCCGACCCAGACUGGGGUCCCUGGCCGGCUCACGGUCGCAGCCGCCGGGCUGACGGUUCCAGACCAGCCCCUGAUAGCGCAGGCUGGAUGGUGUCCCCAAACCACGCAGACAUCCCCGGAUUCCUACGGUUUGAACCCGGCGCCACUGCGGUCAAGAACCCGGUUCAGAUACCCACUAGACGAUGAGCUUCUGGAACCGGAACCGGAGCAAUUGACCUUGGAUGAAAGACGCACUUCUUCGGUUUGGUUUGCCACUGACUCUAGGUGGCGCCGGCGAUCCAGAGGGGGGAGUGACAUCACAGAAAAAGACUACACCUGCUUUCCAGAACCGGUUAAAGGCGCCUCUCCGGGUCCCGUAAGGCACAGAACCCGAACCCUGCUGGUGGUUCCUGCAGCGGCAAAAACUGAGCCCGACCCCGCGAUGUUUCACACCGGCAGCGGCACGGCGUUCUUGUCUUCCCCUGCGCUUCUGCGGAACUUGUUUGCAACCAAUCCAAUCCAAAAUGCGGGUCAAAGCCCAGUCUGGCCCCUGAUCCAAACUCGAAGCGCUUUACGUGAUCCGAACCUCUUUAAACCGUCACCUCAAGUAAGGGUCCGAACUCGGAUCACGGCCGGUCCCCUUGAUUCCUUCCUGGGCUCAAACCCACAGUCUGGGCGUGCGGAGAAGUCUGGCCCGAUUAGAGACGAGAGAGGCGGUCCCGGCUCUGCCAGGUCCGGGUUACAGAGCAGAAAAAUAGCGUGGCUAUUACUACUGGAGCUGGGGCUACUAAUAAAGCAGGACUUUUUUGACCGGUCCUACGGUAUGAAAACACCGCUUCUCCCCCGGCUGGCAUUGCUCUGCGGCGGCUGUAUCCGAUUUGUGAUGCGGCUGCUAAUCACCGAGAAGACGCGGCAGAAAAACGAAUCACCGCCGUCGGUACCGGAGAAACCCGAGAGCGCUUUUACAGAGGGUCAGCCAACCGUCACGGAGAUAGCGGGACGCCGCCUGUUCUGUGGGGGGGCGGUGCUUCACACGGACUACAGCGGCCGCCUGGAAUUCUGGGAAAUGGAGGCGAACGACGAACCGCAGUUUUAAGGCUGCCGGUGUUUCUUCAUGGCUGGUGUUUGUUUAUGAGAUAAAUGUGUGCGUUUGUUUUUGUGUGUCGAGGUGCGUCCAG
Acipenser ruthenus (sterlet) is the source of this 1357-nucleotide messenger RNA. RefSeq lists its product as uncharacterized. The transcript is spliced from 2 exons. NCBI's taxonomy places the organism in Eukaryota, Metazoa, Chordata, Actinopteri, Acipenseriformes, Acipenseridae. The record is from RefSeq and is a predicted model, not a curated record. Bases 142 to 1275 code for a protein of 377 amino acids.